GCCGGCCGGAGAGGGAGCGGGGCGGCGUGCGCCCCCGGCCCUGCCUGGCCGCACGAAGCGGGCGCGGGCUCUUGGGGCGGCGCCGCCCGGGAGGCGGGAGCGGGACCCGGGCCGUUCGUCCGCGGGGUGGGGAAGAACCUGGAGCCCUGCGUUGGGCAGAGCGACCUCGGGCCCCGGGCGGGCACCGGCUGCGAGGGGCAGAUCACGUCCGGGACGCGGAGGGCAUCGCACUGAGCGUCUCCCGCGGCUCGAGGCCGGGAGGAGCCGGGCGGGGGCGUCUUCGGGGAAAAGCCGGGAGCCGCGGGCCGGCGGGAGGGGGCGGUGGCCACUGCACAGAGGCUCCUCCCACGGUGACCACACUGGCUGCUUUCGUUUCCUCUCGUGACAGGUGCUGGGUUGGUCUGUCCUGUCACAGCGAGGUAUGAAUCGUCCUCGCGAGAUUUGUCUACAGGCAGAGCAAGGCCGAGGGUUGGCGUUCGGGGCUUCUCAAGAACCGGUGCCCUAAGGACUUACGUUGUGUAUGAGGUCCGGAAGAGCAGGGUCUCUGGGGCCAGACUGCUCCCCCUUCCCCGAGCUCGUCGCCCAGGCUGUGACCUUGGUCUGGGAAGGCUUAGGUCUUAGUUUUCUAAUCUGUUUCCAGGGGUAUGACUGGGAAGCAGUUUUGAGGAUGAGGUGUUUGGCCCACAGUAAGUCCACUGACUGUUGUUGCUGCAGGCAGUAGUAGAGCUGAUGUCUAAGUACCUUCUAGUCUCGGGCAUUUUCUAUAUGCUCUUUAUUAGCUUGGAUGCCCAUUCUGUUGCUGCUUCUACCCAUCUGAGCAGUUCCUGGCCUGGGACCUGCUGAAUCCCGUGGGUUUGAGAGUUGGUCUCUCACUCUGGUUCUCUAGGGGGAAGGGAGAUGUUUAGACAGGUGGCAAGGACCUUGGUGGGUAAGGUUUGCUUUCUGUCUUUCUGUGAAUCUGCAGGGAUCUCCGUGCUUGGCAGUACUACUGGACUGUAGUAGUUAAGACCUGAGGGUCAGGCCUGUCUGGAGUCAACGUUCCCUGGGUCCCAGCCCUUUUUACCUUUGCUGGUGGUUUCCUGCCUGGCCGAGCGCCAUGCACACGCUUGUGUUCCUGAGCACCAGGCAGGUGCUCCAGUGCCAGCCAGCUGCCUGCCAGGCCCUGCCCCUGCUGCCUCGAGAGCUCUUCCCCCUGCUGUUCAAGGUGGCCUUCAUGGACAAGAAGACUGUUGUGCUUCGAGAGCUGGUGCACACGUGGCCCUUCCCGCUGCUCAGCUUCCAACAGCUGUUGCAGGAAUGUGCCCACUGCAGCCGGGCCUUGCUGCAAGAGCGCCCCAGCACAGAGAGCAUGCAGGCUGUGAUCCUGGGGCUGACAGCCCGGCUCCACACGCCAGAGACAGAGUCUGGCACACAGCCUCUCUGCAGGAAGCAUGCCCUGCGAGUGCUGGACAUGACGGGCCUCCUGGACGACGGCGUGGAGCAGGACCCUGGUACCAUGAGCAUGUGGGACUGCACAGCAGCAGUGGCCCGCACCUGCAUAGCACAGCAGCAGGGCGUGACUGCGGAGCCUGGGCUGGCCCCCAUUCCUGUGGAGGUUCGCGUGGACCUGCGGGUGAACCGGGCCUCAUAUGCCUUCCUGCGGGAGGCACUCCGAAGCAGUGUAGGCAGUCCCUUGCGGCUCUGCUGCCGGGACUUGCGGGCUGAGGACCUGCCCAUGCGCAACACUGUGGCUUUGCUGCAGCUGCUGGAUGCAGGCUGCUUGCGCCGUGUGGACCUGCGCUUUAACAACUUGGGUCUACGUGGCCUGUCUGUUAUCAUCCCACAUGUGGCCCGCUUCCAGCACCUUGCCAGCCUGCGGCUGCACUAUGUGCAUGGGGAUUCCAGGCAGCCCUCUGUGGAUGGUGAGGACAACUUCCGUUACUUCCUGGCCCAGAUGGGCCGCUUCACCUGUCUUCGGGAGCUCAGCAUGGGCUCAUCUCUCCUCUCGGGACGGUUGGACCAGCUGCUCAGCACCCUGCAGAGUCCCCUGGAGAGCCUGGAGCUGGCCUUCUGUGCCCUGCUGCCUGAGGAUUUGCGCUUUCUGGCACGGAGCCCCCAUGCUGUCCAUCUCAAGAAGUUGGACCUUAGUGGCAAUGACCUGUCUGGCAACCAACUAGAGCCUUUCCAGGGUCUGCUGCGGGCGGCUGCAGCCACACUGCUGCACCUGGAGCUGACCGAGUGCCAGCUUGCUGAUGCCCAGCUGCUGGCCACGCUCCCUGUGCUGACGCGCUGCACCAGCCUCCGCUACCUCGGCCUCUAUGGCAACCCGCUGUCCAUGGCGGGCCUCAAGGAGCUCCUCCGGGAUUCAGUGGUGCAGGCUGAGCUCCGCACAGUGGUGCACCCCUUCCCUGUGGACUGUUACGAAGGCCUGCCCUGGCCACCGCCUGCUUCUGUGCUGCUGGAGGCUUCCAUCAAUGAGGAGAAGUUUGCUCGUGUGGAGGCCGAGCUGCACCAGCUGCUCCUCGCCUCCGGCCGCGCUCAUGUGCUUUGGACCACAGACAUUUAUGGGCGCCUGGCUGCAGACUACUUCAGCCUGUGACCUCCGGGCUGUCCUGGGUUCAGGGCUGCUGCACACCCCUCCCUGCCUUAGGUAGACAGAGCCUUCAUGGGACCCUGUUGGAGGCCUGACACAGAGGCACGGGUCUUGGGUUUCCUUGCUCCUGGGCACUUUGAGCCUUCCUGUGCUUUGUGCAGCUCCGUGCGCGGUUUGCCCUGUACCCGUUCCCCUGGCUGGCCGACUGUGGGCUUCAUGGCUGGAUUCCAGGCCCGCACGGCCAGGUUCGGUUUGGGUGCACUUGGCUACCCUCUGGUGUUCUGGUCCUCUCUUUGGAAUGUUUCUGGGGUCUCAACUGUGAGCUGAGAGAGGGUGUUCUCUCUAGGCCCUUCCCAAGAGCUGACUGCCCUGGGAUUGAAGUUAGAACAGGGACCUGCUUCAAGGAGAGCUGGGUCUCCCUACCCUGGCACCCAGGAGACCACCUGGCUGGGCUUUGGAGCCAGAUGGUGUCCUUAAGGUACAAACGUGCAGUGUGUUUGGAACUUAAA
Ailuropoda melanoleuca (giant panda) is the source of this 3081-nucleotide messenger RNA. It is a transcript of the gene LRRC14, whose product is annotated as leucine rich repeat containing 14. Gene Ontology annotation, molecular function: kinase binding. The coding region runs from base 1097 to 2578 and encodes 493 amino acids. Gene Ontology annotation, cellular component: cytoplasm. The record is from RefSeq and is a predicted model, not a curated record. The transcript has 4 exons. NCBI's taxonomy places the organism in Eukaryota, Metazoa, Chordata, Mammalia, Carnivora, Ursidae.